AUGCCUCAAUUAGGACGAUGUACUGAUGAGACAUGUACCAAUGAAACAAAACAAUUGUACGAAUGUCACUGUUGUAUUCGUUUCAUUUGUCUACCUCAUUUGAUCGAACACGAUGAAAAAGCAACAGUUAACAAACAACAAUUACAAACAUGUAUCAUUCAAUUGACAUCUGUCUUAUCUACAUUCGAAAUGAUAAUCGAAGAACAUAUGCGUGUAAUUGAACAACAUAAAACACUAUUGGAAAAAGGAAAGGCUGCACUUGCAACUGCAUCUUCUGCUAAUGAAAUGCAGAAUAUUCUUGAUCAAGUACAAACAACUAUUGCAGCAAAUCAAAAUAAUGAAGUGAUAGUUAAAGUAGAAUCAGCACUAAUGGAAAACUAUUCAGUUGUCGCUAAGAAUAAUUCAUGUCAAUAUUUAUCAAUUGAUUCAACGUGUGAAAAUUGUGAAAAAACAUUUUUAGAUGAGUCGACGCAGUGUAAUGCUCAACAAGAAUUACAUCGACCAAUAAAUAAUACAAAGGAUGAAACCAACGAUGAAAUGAAACACAUACCAAACUCAACGGUAAUUAAUUAUCGUGGAUUAUGUCCAUUGACAUUUGAUGGAGCAUUUGGUCUAACCAAAGCAAAACAUUUAAUUCGUCUAUGCAACAGUCAAACGAUUAGCCAAAGGAUAUUGUAUUCUCAUUUUGUACAUAUACAUUCUAUUGAAGCUAAUUAUGCUAAACGUUUAAUCAAGGCUAUUCAACAAGGUCAAGAUCCAAAGAUAACAAAAUUGUUUAGUGAUGAUGAAGACAUUUUCAAUAAAAAUGAUAAAUUGGUAUGCCCAUUCUAUGAUAGUACAACGAAUCCAUUCCGAUGUCAUCCGAAGCAAAUACCAAAUAUACCGUGUUAUUUUCGGUGGACGAAUUUCCAAUACUUCAUUUCACAUCUGAUAACAGCACAUCAUCUUACUAAGACUGCGAUUAAAAAAAUAGUUGAUGGUUACAAAUCAGAUCCAACGACGAUCAUAUUCGGCAAGGAUGAAAAAAUUGUGCAAAAACACUAUCUCAAAACAUAA
Rotaria sp. Silwood1 is the source of this 1056-nucleotide messenger RNA. The record is from the annotation of a GenBank genome assembly. NCBI's taxonomy places the organism in Eukaryota, Metazoa, Rotifera, Eurotatoria, Philodinida, Philodinidae.